Messenger RNA from Setaria italica (foxtail millet), 3234 nucleotides. Its product is annotated as lysine-specific demethylase JMJ706. Lineage: Eukaryota; Viridiplantae; Streptophyta; Magnoliopsida; Poales; Poaceae. The transcript has 11 exons. Gene Ontology annotation, biological process: chromatin remodeling. Gene Ontology annotation, molecular function: histone demethylase activity. Bases 137 to 2686 code for a protein of 849 amino acids. Gene Ontology annotation, cellular component: nucleus. The record is from RefSeq and is a predicted model, not a curated record.
UACUCCUGCUGAAUUGCUAGUUGUACAAGUCAAGUUACGGGGCGCUGUCCUAUUCUUGCCGUGUGGGGCUCCCGUCGUGUUUGUGCGCCACAUCCCACCGCCCUUUUCCACAAAUUUCUUCUCCGUCAGCUCCACCAUGGUCGUAACGCAUGUGGAGGGUAGAAGUUAUCUCCCCGCAGAGGUCAGGAAUGGCCUUGAGACCCUGAAGCGGAGGAGGCUCGAGAGGAUGCGUCUUAGCGCUCAGAAUGAAGUGGGCGACAAUCCUGCGGUGGCUGCUAGAAGCGGCGGGGAUGCCUUGCGGAGCCCCGUAAACUGUGGGGUCAGAUUGCAUUCAAACAAUGGAACAGGUGUAUCUGGAAAUGUCCAGGACAAGGAUCCUUUUGCAAAGCGCAAGGUGGAGAAGUUUGAUAUGUCCAACCUUGAAUGGAUCAACAAGAUACCAGAGUGCCCUGUGUAUUCUCCCACCAGGGAAGAGUUUGAGGAUCCCAUUGCUUAUAUACAGAAGAUUUCACCUGAGGCUGCAAAAUAUGGUAUUUGCAAAAUCGUGGCUCCAGUAAGUGCUUCUGUUCCUGCUGGUGUUGUGCUGAUGAAGGAACAGCCCAAUUUUAAGUUCAUGACUAGGGUUCAGCCCCUUCGUCUAGCUGAAUGGGCUGAAGAUGAUACAGUCACUUUCUUCAUGAGUGGAAGAAAGUACACAUUCAGAGACUAUGAGAGAAUGGCCAACAAAGUGUUCUCUAAGAAAUAUUCCAGCGCUAGUUGUCUCCCAGCUAGGUAUGUGGAGGAGGAAUUCUGGCGUGAAAUUGCUUUUGGCAAAAUGGAUUUCGUAGAAUAUGCUUGUGAUGUUGAUGGGAGUGCCUUCUCUUCUUCUCCUCAUGAUCAACUUGGGAAAAGCAAUUGGAACCUCAAGAAUUUUUCACGGCUCCCCAAUUCUGUUCUGAGACUCCUUCAGAUGCCAAUUCCAGGAGUAACAGAUCCAAUGCUUUAUAUUGGGAUGCUUUUCAGCAUGUUUGCAUGGCAUGUGGAAGACCAUUAUUUGUACAGCAUCAAUUACCAUCACUGUGGGGCAUUUAAAACGUGGUACGGGAUACCAGGCGAUGCGGCCCCUGGGUUUGAAAGGGUUGCUAGCCAGUAUGUAUAUAACAAGGACAUUUUGAUUGGUGAUGGGGAGGAUGCAGCAUUUGAUGUUCUACUGGGGAAGACAACAAUGUUCCCUCCUAAUGUCUUACUAGAUCACAAUGUUCCUGUAUAUAGGGCUGUACAAAGACCUGGGGAGUUUGUUAUUACUUUCCCUCGUUCUUACCACGCGGGCUUUAGCCAUGGUUUUAAUUGUGGAGAGGCUGUUAAUUUUGCUAUUGGUGAUUGGUUUCCUUUGGGUUCUCUGGCUAGCAAGCGCUACGCACUUUUGAACAGAACUCCAUUGCUUGCACAUGAGGAGCUACUCUGUCGUUCUGCUGUGCUUCUGUCCCAAAAGCUGUUGACUUGUGAUCCAGAAUUCUUGGAUAAGUCAGAACAUCCAUAUUCCCAAUAUUGUGUGAAAUCCUGCUUCGUGCGGUUGAUGCGAUUCCAGCGACGUGCACGUGGCCUACUUGCUAAAAUGGGCUCUCAAAUAUGCUAUAAGCCAAAAACUUUUCCAAAUCUGUCCUGUAGCAUGUGCCGGCGUGAUUGCUACAUCACACACGUGUUGUGUGGAUGUAACUUUGAUCCUGUCUGCCUACAUCACGAACAAGAAGUCCGGAGCUGCCCUUGUAAGUCCAACCGUGUUGUCUAUGUUAGAGAGGACAUACUGGAGCUAGAGGCUCUAUCAAGAAAAUUUGAGCAGGAUAUUUCCUUGUACAAGGAAAGGCUUUGCAUUGGCUCAUCUAAGGAGGCUGAGAUAUCUGAUUUAAAUGUUGAGCGUGUCCCAAAUUUUGGGACUACGCCGGAUUUUAGCAACAAUAAAACUGGCAUUUCAGGCUUUGUUACAGCUGAUGAUGGAAAGAGUUGUCCUGCAGUAUCAAUUUUGACAUCUCCUGCGCAUCAUGAGACGCCCAGAUUUUCAGAAGCAAGGGCAAUAAACACAUCAGUGACCGAAGUAACUUAUGCUAUGGAUGAGAUUUCAUCUGGCAUGGAUGAUGCUUGUAAUGGACUGGGUUCAUGUAAUGCUUCAGCCAUGGAAUGCAGUGAUAAUUCUGAUUCUGAAUCUGAAAUUUUCCGAGUCAAGCGCAGGUCCACCUCAUCUGAUAAACCUACUUCUGACGCAAAGAUAUCAAACUUAUCUGAACAGCAGGUUCUGAGGCGGCUGAAGAAGGUGCAUCCUGAAGUACAACGGGCCAGUAAGCGCCUAGAAGAACCUGAUACUUGUUCAGUGCGUUCUGUCCGUAUGAGCCAGAAGAGCUCAAAUCCUGCCUCUUCUGAUGAUGAAAGAGAGGACAUGGUUCCCAUUUCUUGGAGGAUAAAGCGGCGGCAGUUGGAAACUCAGCAUAAUGAUGCAAGUCAUGGUGCGAAACCACAGUCAUGUCCGCCUUCCAGCAGUUCUCGAGAAGAGUUUGCAGAAAGAACUAGAGAUGCCACGGCAGAGCUCCGUCCAAAACGAGUGAAAAUCCGGCUACCUUCUAGUGCCAGUAGACAGCUUGAGCAGCAGCGCAGUUCCGGGCAGAGAUUUGCAAGGGAUGACAAGUUGUCGCUUGGUUGUCCAUGGACAUUCUAGGGCAAUUGCAGGUGCUAACCUCUACUAAGCAGACGAAUUCUUUGUUUAGGUGCAUUUUAACUACACACGAGGUGACAGAAGAGAGGACUGGAUGGAUCAGGUGGUGGAUGGUGGCGAGGCUGAUUUGAUUAGCACAGGUGCAGACUGACUUUAGAAUUUGGCAGCAAAGGAAGUGGCUGGCUAAUCGAUUCUUUUGUGCAGCAGGGCCUCCAAUUUGAGGCCUCUGGGAGCACGCUUAGAAGACACACACGUGAUAAUAUUCUUGUUGCUGGAGGUUCUCGGUCACUGCCGCUGGCUCUUUGAUGCCUGCCUGUCGGUGCCAGAAAUUUAAGAGAACCUCGCUACUUUGAUUUCUCUUCUCUGCAAGUGUUUAGAGCAUUUAGCUAGCUGUAGCUGUAUAUCUGUCUGUCUCAUUGUACCUACGGCCUUUUCCUUUUGUAAUUUCUUGUAAACAAGCUUAGCUGCUACACUAUGGCUAACUGUAUUCUUUUGUUGCUUCAACCAGCUGCUGCUUAACAUUCAAUUCAAUAGCGAUUCAUCUUUUCGAA